Messenger RNA from Symbiodinium necroappetens, 3033 nucleotides. NCBI's taxonomy places the organism in Eukaryota, Dinophyceae, Suessiales, Symbiodiniaceae. The record is from the annotation of a GenBank genome assembly.
AUGUCAGCGCGACCACGGAUUCGGCUUGAAGCCGAUGGGCUCCCAAGCAUCGACUUUGCUGUGAGAUCGCCCAACGUGGAUGACAGCUCUUCAGAGGAAGGACAGACAGGUUUGGUGCAUGCAGCAGCGGCGAUUGACGAGGCUGCCUCUCCGAGUGCGGCUCCAGACAUGUAUGUGCAUGAGGCCCAGGUCAACCCAACACAGAUGGAUCCCAGUGCCGAGACGCCUCCGGAGAAGCCUCGGGUGCCCGGGUCGCCUCCGCCUCUUGACAUCGAAGCCGGGCUACAUGAAGCGCGGGGUGCUUCUCCGCUCAGUGGCCAUUUGCGAACCAUGCCUUCUCCGCUGCGGACUGGGCGGAGGUCACUUUCACCCAGGGAGGCUCGCGAUCGUGGAAUCCGCACAAGUGCAGAAGUCAUUCCAGAGAAUGAUCGCGACAUGAAUCUAGGGGAGUCGCGAAACUUUGUGGAGGACAGCCUGAUGGGUACAUCGCCUUGCACGGAGCAUUCCAUGGAUUCUUUGGCGUCUUUCUUUCGGGACGGGCAUUACUUUGUACCUUUGCGCUUGUCAUCGGUCGACGAACCGUUGGCAGAGCCGGCUCGACACCAUCGAGAGCAUGAUGUCACCGCUGAAAGCUUUGAGCAUAGGACGCCAUGUGUGGCUUCCUUCCCGUGUCCCCUUACUUGUGGAGGCCCCGGCAGUCUGAUGAGUGGAUCAGGCCGGGGCGCUUUGGUCCCUGCAUUGCCCAGCGCCAUGGGUAUGCCUGAGCCUUCAGUGCGGCAGAGAGAGGUGGAGCCGUCAGUGGCGCCAGCUUUACAAGAGCUGCAAGAGAUGAGGUCCACACGGGUUGGAGUGCCACGUGUUCCUGGGCCAACAGAGUCGGUUGAUCUGCCCGGAUAUGAGAGGAGGCAGGCACAUCCGCGAAAUAUGCCGCAUCCAAGCAGAGCUCCUGUCCUGGCAGAUGCAGUCCAAAGCGCAGCGGCUCCGUCAGUGCGGCAUUUGCCAAGUUCGGCUUUCACUGCUGGUGAUGCGAGGGUGCAAGAAGGGCUUGGUGCCCCUCUACCAAAUCCUAGUCGACCCAAUGACGUGCCACCUUAUGCCAGAACGACAGGAGUGCCACCUGCGACCGAGAACACUGUGCCAACAGCUGAAGGCCCUGGCAGGCGGCUUGGGGAGGGCUUGCCGGACUUGCGCACCUCAGGUCCCAUGCCCUCCACAUCGCAGCUACCCUCCCACAGCGGCACUGGGGGGAUGCUGUCUGUAAGCAGCAUGGCCCCGGCACCAGCACCCGGCUGGGGGUUUGCCGCAACCUCGGGACACUUGCCUUCCGGGCCUCCACCAGCAGCCAGGCCUCCAGUGCCAUGUGGCAUUGCCCAGCUGGCUCAAGCCCCAGCGGCGGCGCCUGGCCUGCCACCUGGCCUGCCUCCUGGCCCGCCACCUGCCCCGUGUCUCGCACCCAACAUGUACACAAGUUCAGGCCAUGCCGUUCCGUUCCAACGAGACUUCGCAGGAGUGGGAGUCGCACCACCGCCACAGGCCUCGCAAACUGCUGUGCCUGCACCAGUGCGAGCUUGGGGAACUCAGGGGCCAAUGGCCGCAGCUGUGCAAGUGCCUUGGCCAUUGCAGGGCACCAUGGCAGGUCAGCCAACGGCAGUGGCACCGGUUCAACCUGUCCGAGCUGAAGUCUGCACAGCCGGUCGCAUGCCAACAGCUACAGUUGAAGAUGCCUUGCCGGCAUGUGGACAGGGUGCGGUGCCCACCGAACCUGAGCACCCAAAGCCCAAAGAGUCGGUUCAAGCGACGGCAAGCCAGGAGGCACCGCUGUCUGCACGCAAAGAAGGGCCGAAAUCCAGCGGUCCCAUUCCAGCUUCAGAUUCAGCUCCAGAGCAGAGCCAGCAGAGCCAGCAGGGCCAGGAGGGCCAGGAGGGUCAGCAGAGCCAGGCGGGCUUAGAGCCCGAGCGGCCAAAGCUCGCGCAGCCCAUACCUGAGGCACCAACUUUCUCUGCUCCAAGCCCAGCGGGCCCAGCCCCGGCUUCCCCCACACGCUCACCCUCUUUCGCUGCGGGCGUCCCUGACAUGUCAAACCUCGUCCACGACGGACUCCCUGAUAUCACCACGCCUCCUCCGCCAGAUAUGAUCGAGAAGGGGCAGCAGACUACACCAGAUAAGAACUUUGACGCCCAGAGUAGGAGGAGGAAGCGUGCUGCACUAGAGAAGACUCGACUUGCCAAAGAGGGUCGAUUUGCGCUUGUCACUGUCGGCAUGGAUAAACUCAAGUGCCUGAACCAGCCAGGCCGACCGCGUCGACAUCAAAUUCGUGUUCUUGAACACUGGCGCAAUGAGCGUGUGCUCUAUGAGAGGGUGCGUGGGUCGACGAUGCCGACAGUGUGCGGAGUUGUUGUGGCACAGCCAUGUGAGAAACGAGAUGUGGGCAAAGAUGCUUCACCGGAGCGAAUCCCAAUCGAGCUCACCGCCAAGUUUGGAGACGUGUUCAGUCCCUGCAGCAGCAGAAAGUCUGACAUGUCAUUCCAGCCCGGUGGGCUCGAGGACGACGAUGGUGAAUCCAAGUUUGCAAAAGCGAGACGCCAGCGGCGGCGACCCCUGUCAGUGGAGCGAGCUGCCAGAGCAGCAAGUGCGGCAGCAGCUUCUGCCUUGGCUGCAGGUGCACCCGACAGAGCUUUGCCAAGGAGAACGCCCACGGGCUUCGUCGAAGUCCCAGCAGCAGCAGGUUCCACGCAUGCAUGUGGGAUCAGAGUUGGACUAGAAAAUGGGAAGUGGAUGUGUUGUGAUAUCCACAUCCCUCCACGCUCCUUCAAUACUCCAGAGGAGCUCGCCGCAAGCAGAUCUCUCCUCAUCUAUGUCACCUCGUGCGAGCCUGGAGCGCUCACGGCAGCGAUCGACACGAACAUCGUUGAGCUCUCCUCGGGGCACUCCCUCGUGAUCCGGGCAGGGCAAGAGUACUGCUUGCGGAACUCGUCUGCUGCAACAACAGCCCAGCUCAAGAUGGUGUUGAUCAAUCAAACGAUGCCGUCAUGA